This is a messenger RNA of Dunckerocampus dactyliophorus (ringed pipefish), 8761 nucleotides long. RefSeq names its product glycine receptor, alpha 2 (gene glra2). The coding region runs from base 3873 to 5168 and encodes 431 amino acids. Gene Ontology annotation, cellular component: neuron projection; synapse; plasma membrane. Gene Ontology annotation, molecular function: chloride channel activity; transmembrane signaling receptor activity; transmitter-gated monoatomic ion channel activity. The transcript has 8 exons. Gene Ontology annotation, biological process: nervous system process; chloride transmembrane transport; signal transduction. NCBI's taxonomy places the organism in Eukaryota, Metazoa, Chordata, Actinopteri, Syngnathiformes, Syngnathidae. The record is from RefSeq and is a predicted model, not a curated record.
UUCAACCGUGUAUUAUACUCCUUUAUUUGAAAAAUGCUCCCCGCCCCCCCAAAAAAUAUAUAUAUAAACUGAUAUAUUGUAAAGUGAUUGGCGUCUGGAGAUUGCGAAGACGUUGACCUAUCGCACACUUCUGUCUUGUAAUUCCAUUAUGCACCUCAUUAGGUACGCUUGCACAAUCUAAUCAUCUCCAAUUGAGAGAUGCUUAAACUGAAAACAUGCUUUUAAAAAGAUAAUAAUACCCUGUCAGCGAGGUUUUCAUUUAACAAUACGUUUAUUAUAGUGGUUGUAGUUUGCAGUGGUGUGCAAUUGUUGAACUUCACACCCUAUGAUGUUAAAAUAUCGUAUAGGACCUUGCAAAAAGGUAAGUCCAUUUUAAGAAAAACACCGUCAUAUAACAACAUGUUAUUUACAGUGGUUUUAGUUUGCUUACAGAUAUGUUAUGAAUCCACCUGUAUAGUAUAACCUAUCAGGUAUAGUUAAAAUAAAUAAUUGAACAAUAUUGUAGUAGCGCAAGAGUAAAUGUUGCUUUUUCGGCAUAUUACAAAAACAGCAGUGCAGUUCUAAAGCGCUGUAAUAACAAAUACAUGGUCAAAUUAAUAUCACAUUGCGCAGGUGUGCCUAAUGAAGUGUCCACAACCUCCCAUCCCAACAUUGCUUCACCCCCGCCCCAACACACACACACAAACACACACACACACACACACCAUUCCAUUUUCACAUGUACAAAUAAAUAAAAAAGAACAGGGUGUGUAAAUACCACAGUCCAUCCGAAGGUCUUUAUAAGUGCUCGCAGCAGGCAUGAGGGUGUCACCCUGACAGGUCCAAGUGAUGGAUGAUGCCCCCGUGGCAAGGCUGCAGGCCUCCUGUGUGUUGUGGUGCUGUAUGUGGGGAUUCUGCAAACACACAAACAGCAUCUGUCAGUGGAUAACAUAAGGAGAGGCCUGGCCCGCUAUAAGAUGGCUCAGGUGGGCCCGGAUGAGGGCUGUUUUUUUCUUUUCAGGGGGUGGAGGGGUUUGCUGUUGUUGGUGUCAAGUGGAGUGGCAGGAGGUGAGCUUACUUACCAUGUAUUAGUCAUCACCGGUUAUUGGGAAGGAGAGUUAGGACCACACUGAAAGAAAAAAAAAAACAUACAAGUCUAAAUUAUUAUUUCAAUUUUUAUUAGGAUAGAGUGGUAAUUUUAUGAGGAAAAAAGUCCUAAUCUGAGAAAAAGUUUUUGCAGUAAUCCCUCGUUUAUCACAGUUAAUUCCACGGUUAGUUCCAGAUCCGACCAUGAUAGGUGAACUUCCACAAAGUAGGAUUCCUUAUUUAUAAAUGUCAUAUUUUCGUAGAGCGUAGAGAACCUGUUUAUGAUCUUCUAAAUACGAUUUAUAACAUUAUCAGAGCCCUCUAGACAUGAACUAACACCCCUAUAGUCACCUUAACAUUAGUAUUACCCAACAUAAUAGACAUAAUAUGACGAAAUAAGGCAUUUAAGACAUAAAUAAGACUUGUGCUCAUGUGAGUUGCUGUAAGUGUGUUCCGGUGCUACAAGACCUAAGUGGGGGGGCCGGCUCUGGUGUCCAGACUUGAGUUUUGUUGUUCCGUUGAUCAAGUCUGGUGCUUGUGUGUCUCACCGAACAUUACAAUAACAUUACUGACACAUGGUGACCAGUGUAGAAUGCUACAUAUCCUAGCAAUGUCUUUGAAUGCGUCUUCUGAAUGCCUUAUAUUUGUAUUUUACUUCAUUUAGCCAUUUGUAUGCUUGAAAUGCAAAAUGUUGGCAAAAAUAUGUAAGAUUUGCUUAAAUAUGGAUAUUUUGGAUUCAUGAUAGGCUGUAUUCAACCACAAAACAGCAUCAUUUAUUCAUUUUUGAAAUUGUAAACAAUGAAAUUUGAACCACAAAGUGGUGAGGGGUUACUGUGUAUGACUAAGGAAAAAAAAUUAAUAUCUUCUAUUGUUUAUAGAAAUUCACAAGAAUAAAAAUGCAAUAUAACAAAAAACUUGUUCAUAAAAAUAUUCAUAAAAUUACAGGGGAAAGCAUGUAAUUUUUAAAGAAUAUUAUUACAUUAUUGGAAUAUUUUUAAUAUAUUUAUAAUAUUAAUAUUUUAUAUAUUUUAUAAUAUUAAUAUUUUAAUAUGAAUUUGUAAUGUUACAUUAGAGAAUUAAAUAGUAAUAUUACUUGUAAAACUUGUAAUUUUACAAGAAACAGUCAUAAUACGACCAACGGAAAAAACGCACAUCAUUUUACAAGAAUAAAGUUCUCAAAUUAAAAAAAAAAGACUUAAUUUUAUUAGAAUAUAUUCCCGGGAAAAAAUUUUUAUUUUUAUGAGAAAAAGUUCUUCAAAAACAAUUAAUUUUGUCAAUUUUACAAAAAUAAAUACAUUACAGGGAUUUAAAAAUUAUAUUUUUAUGAUAAUAAAAUCAGAAUUUUGGCAGAAUAAGGUUGUCAUACUGUAUUACAAGAAAAAGCAGUCAUUUUACCAAAAAGUAAUAAUAUUGACAAGGAAUUUUUUUUUAUUUUUAUGAGAAUUAAAUCGUUAUAUUGCAUAAAUAAGGUCAUAAUACUACAAGAAAAAGUCUCAGUUGUUGAACAUAAAGUCAUAAUAUUAUAAGCAGAAUGAAUAAUUUUACAAAAGAACUUUUAUUAUUACAGGAGAAAAUAUCUUACAUUUAUAGUAAGUAUAGUCAAAAUAUACAAAAAAAAUAUGAGAAUCGGGGAGAACACUUCAUAAUAUUUAGAUUAAAAACUUUUAUAAGAAGUUACAGUUACAUUUUUGUGUUGGAAAUUUUACACGAAUAAAGUCACAAUUUGCAAAAUGAAUGUCAAAAAUAUUACAAUUCAUGUCAAAUUAAAACAUCAAAAAAGCUAAAUUUUACAACCUUUUUUUAAAUUUUUUUUUUUAGUGUGACUCUAGAACUCCUUCACAAGUUUUAUACCCCUUUUCUUAUUUUGGUGAAAUCUUUGCUGUUGUCACGUCUCCAUCACAUCCAAUCCGGCUAAUUCAGCUUUAAAAAAACAAAACAGUAAGCACUCUUGCUCAUCACACCUUGACGAAUGUAUUGCGCUACCGCAGGAUGACCUAGAUUUUUCCUUUUGCUGACAUUGUUGCGAGCUGUUUCCACUUUUAUUUUUCUGUUAGUCAGCUGACAACAAAGCGAGGCAAAUAUUAAUACAGAGCCCGAUGCAAUAUUGAUGAAGAAAGCAGAGGGAAAAGGGCAACGGCGAAGGCUGACAACUCCACUUUUGACACAUGCAGGGUGAAUGCUUGUGGCGACUUGAAAUGGCAAACCCUUACAUGCCUAGUGAGGAGAUUGUUUUUGUGGAAAGUGAUCCGAUUUGAGACUGAAACUCUAAAACGUUGAGGGCAAGUGGACGAACUUUGCUUGGUAUUCAUAAAACAAACGAGGCCACAUCUAAUAAAAGAUCUAUAUCGAAAAUUCUGCCUAUUGAUUGGCUGUAAAAGUCUGCUAUGAUGCAAAAUUGACUUUUUAAUGAUGCUCCAACAGAAAUGUGUCCCUAGAGCCUGUUUAUCACAACCAGGCAUGAGAAAAAUCAAUCAUCUCCCUCACUUGUUUGCUCCUCUUUGGAGAGAAGAGGCACUCAAACGUUCGCUGAAAUUGUGGCUUUUCGUGACGUCAUGAAUGAAGAACCUUCCUCAUGAACAUGACGCCGCCUCUUUAAUUAAAGUGAGAGGGUUGAUGAAAUUAUAAUGCAUCAACUGUCCGACUAGGUGGAGCAAGUGCAGGCUAAUCAUGCUUUCAUCCACUUGCCCAAUCCCCAAUAUGUCUAAUGGGAUACAUCGCUGUCAUCUUCAACCACAACCAGGCAUUUUAGUUAUCUCAGUAAAGACAAACUUUGAGAUACAGGUCUACAGUAAAUCCAACGUGUACCCAUGAAUCAAUGCAGCCCAGCAGGAAGUAAACCAGCACAUCCAAACGUCAUUGUCAUUCCAUCCCACAGGUCCCCCCGUAAACGUUACAUGCAAUAUUUUUAUCAACAGUUUUGGCUCAGUCACAGAGGCUACCAUGGUCCGCCUGUUAAUGUUAGCUGCAACAUAUUUAUCAACAGCUUUGGUUCUAUAGCAGAAACUACAAUGGAUUACAGAGUGAAUAUCUUCCUGCGGCAGAAGUGGAAUGACCCCCGUUUGGCGUACAGCAAAUACCCCGACUCCUCCCUGGACUUGGACCCAUCCAUGUUGGACUCCAUAUGGAAGCCCGACCUCUUCUUUGCCAACGAGAAGGGCGCCAACUUCCACGAUGUCACCACGGACAACAAGCUGUUGAGGAUCUUCAAGAAUGGGAAUGUCCUCUACAGUAUUAGAUUGACUCUCAUCCUGUCCUGCCCGAUGGAUCUGAAGAACUUUCCCAUGGACGUCCAGACUUGUACGAUGCAACUGGAGAGUUUCGGCUAUACCAUGAACGACCUGAUCUUCGAGUGGCUGGAGAAGGGCGCCGUGCAGGUGUCAGACGGUCUGACACUGCCUCAGUUCAUCAUGAGGGAGGAGAAGGAGCUGGGCUACUGCACCAAACACUACAACACCGGCAAAUUCACCUGCAUUGAGGUGAAAUUCCAUCUGGAGCGUCAGAUGGGCUACUAUCUGAUCCAGAUGUACAUCCCCUCCCUCCUCAUUGUCAUCCUCUCAUGGGUGUCUUUUUGGAUCAACAUGGAUGCUGCUCCUGCCAGAGUGGCACUGGGUAUCACCACAGUGCUCACCAUGACCACACAAAGCUCCGGCUCUCGAGCUUCUCUUCCAAAGGUCUCUUACGUGAAAGCCAUUGAUAUCUGGAUGGCGGUGUGUCUGCUCUUCGUAUUUGCUGCAUUGCUCGAAUACGCUGGGGUAAAUUUCGUCUCCAGGCAACAGAAAGAGUUCCUCCGCUUGAGGCGAAGACAAAGGAAGAAUCACAAGGAUGAAGACAUGCGUGACGGCCGUUUUAAUUUUGCUGGCUACAGUGUGAAUCAGUGUCUGCCAACAAAAGACGGCUCAGCUGUUAAGAACGCCGCUCCGGCCCCGAACCCUCAGCAGUUGGUCCCAAAAGACACGGAUAUCAUGAAGAAGAAGUUUGUGGACCGGGCUAAGAGGAUAGACACAAUCUCUCGAGCUGCCUUCCCUCUGGCCUUCCUCAUCUUUAACGUCUUCUACUGGAUCACCUACAAGAUCGUCAGGCACGAGGACAUCCACAAAAACUAACGAGUCACAGGGUCAAUCUUCUUGUUUCUCAGACUGAGAUAAGACAGUAGAGGAUCAAUGCCAACUGGUGUUCUUUCAGGGAUCAUGUCCGAGGAUGUUCACAGUGUGGACGUUCUGUAGUAGUGCUGCAAUCAUUGUCAGAGGAAUACGGGGAAAAACUCAAAAGUUUUAGUAGCAUUCUGGUUACAGCGGACCAAAUCUUUUUUCUAACCCAUCUUGCCUUGAGGUCUGAGGAACAAAGCAACUAUUUAUAAUCGUACGGUAGCUUAGUAAGAGCCUCUAGGACUGUAAGGAGACGUUUCUUAUCAAGGGGUUUGUUUUAUAUUGUACUACUGUCAACAACACUUCCUUUUAACACAAGACAGAGCUGGAACUAUGUAAUAUAUACAGGAAGAACAUGCAUCUAACACUGAAGAAUCUUUUAAUGUAAUGGGGACUAACUAGCCCGAAACCAUUUUGAGUUUUGAAAUACUGAAGCCUGGUUGUUUAUGUCAAAAUGGUUUGCUUGAGAAAAGCACAUUUUGUGUUCUUCCCAGUUGCAGGGUUAAUAAUUCCCUAUUAACCAGUCAACAGACUACAAUGCCUCCAGCUGCACCCUUUAGGUACCAUACCCAUUCGGGUACCAACUUCACUGGCAAGGGGGCUAACUUAACUUUUGAUACUGACAAUGCAAAAAAAAAACAAUCCUAUUGAACUUUAUUGCUUGGUGAAAACGGGAUUUUUGUUGUUUCCAUCGCUGGCAACCAUUCACUCUGCUCGUUUGUUUUAUCAUACAAUGCCGCAUUAGUGCAACUUUCCUGACUUUGUGGAUGGAUUAUUUUUUGUCACACUGUUUAUUUCUAUAGUGAAAGGUGGCAGUAAUCAUCGAUAACAGGUGGGAGGAACAGUCACAUUAAUUAUGACCCGUAUGACACGUCUACACUGCGUGCAUGUGCUCAGGAGUGAGCAUACCUUUGGUUUCGUGGAUUAUUGUGAGCAUUUCUUUAUUUCCAUUAUGUAAGAUGGCGGGUAUUAUUAAUAAGAGGAGGGAGGCGGGGUCACAUUGACGUGCUUGUGCGUGUACUCACCUUGAAUUUCCAUAUGAAUUCCAUUUGGGGUCCACAUAUUUUGAAAGUCAUGAAAAGUUGAUUUCAUCAUAUAAAACAGGGUUCCCCAAAUUUAAGGAUCGGGACCCGUUUUAGGGGACACUUGCUUGUCAAACGGCUUUCUGACUCUUGUCAGUUGUGUUCUUCAUCAUCACUCACAGCAGUGCCACAUCAUGAGGAGCAUAUGUGUUUUUUGUAAGAAGCAAUCAUUUUUCUAGUCUGGUUCUUGAGCUGAAAAACUUUGGGAAGCCCUGACAUAACUGACAAAUAUUUUACAUUUGAAAGAGUUUUGAGUGUGUUUAAAUGUAUCAUAGUCCACGUAAAUAAAUCCUUCUCUUGUAGAAUUUAAAACUUCUUUUUGCUGACCUAUUUAUCUUACUGGAGGAACGCUCACAUUUAAUUAUCUUUGUGUAUACUUCUCUCGCCGUUGCUGUGGACCUUUGACAUGCCGCCGGUUGGUGACAGCAGAUAGUCGGCAGGAAGACGAGGCUGAACCUGCCUAACAUUCAUGCUAUAGAACCGGUAAUGGACCUGAAGAACUUUCACUUUGAAUGCUAUUAAUGAAUACGUUUAUUUAUCAGCCUGCACAUCAAUAAAAUUGACUGCACCGUGUUUGCUUCAUUUACUCCCACCUCAUAUAAGGUCAACUCGUCCUUAUACAUUUAUGAAUACAGCUAGACUUUAUAUUGCUUUUCUUUCAUAUACUAUAACGUUUAGUCUCCGUUAUGAGAGAAUCUAUUCUGGCCCGAUUACAGGUCAGAUAAAAGUCUCAUCCCAGCGAGGUGAUGACACUGGCCAUGGAUGGCUGCGUGGCCUGGGGUAAUGUGGAUAUUAUCUGACAGUGGGUUUCCCCAAUGCAUGAUAAUGACGGACCUUCACAUUGUGCUGGCUCAAGUACCACAACCAAUGGGGAGAAAAUCUCUGUGUGUGCCUGCAUAAACACCACAGGAACAAUUUGAUGUAAAAGAGUCAUAAAUAUGUUGUUAUUGUGCGCUUGGCCGAAAGCCACAUGUACACAACAUAUCACGCAUAAUGAGACAGCAGCUCUUUAGAUGCAGAUUAACAUCUUAUAAUAAAUACACAAACCGGGAUUUGUGCAUAACAAGCAAAAUGAACCAGUUUAGUACGUAAAUACGCAACGCUGCAUGAGUCAUCCAGCCUGAAUCACGAGGAUUGUAAACUAAUCAAUACCACUAAUCUUCACAUAGAACUCCCAUCAAUUUCAGCCCUGCUAACAGUCCAUUAAUAACGUUUGAAAAGGCAAAUGACAGCGUAUGAAAGAAAAAUGACUUGCAGUUUAGAACUGCGCUCGGGAUCGAAACAACUUUUCCAUCGUUUAAUUGAGGUGUGGGGAUGGCUUUGUGAGUGCUGAGAGGCGAGAAAUGAGAGUUGCCAUGGCAACUGCACCCAAUCAGGCCAGAGUGUGAGAAACAGCAAAUCGUUCUAGGGUGCCAGUACAUUAUUUAAGCCAAAGGUUUUACGCGCUACAUUAUAAACAAAGUAAUACAUGCGACAUGAUUUACUCAAUUGCAGAGAGUGCCAGGCUUUUACUUGAAGGAGGAGUCUAUUUGAAUAAAUUAUUUCAUUGUAUGAUUUUUAUUUUAAUCAUUUCACCCAACACAUCUCUUUUUGAGCUUUACAUUUUUAACAGUAAUAUUACAUUUUUUUCCUAUUUUGUAUGGCGCUUUAAGAUGCACUUUCAAGUACAGUAAUCCCUCGUUUAUCACGAUUAACUGUUUCCAGAUCCAAUCGUUUUGCGAAGUAGAAUCUCUUAUUUAUAAAUUGAAUAUUUUUGCAGUUAGAGCAUAGAAAACCUGUUUACGACCUUCUAAAUACAUUUUUUUUAACCAUCAUUAGUGCUCUCUACACAUGAUAUAGUCACCUUUACACUCGUAAUAACCAAAAUAGUACACAGAAUAUCAGAAAAUAAGACAUUUAAGAGGCGGCUGAGUGACAGGUGGACAGGAAGUGACGUCGUGGGUUACGGCCGCAACAGCAGCCUGUGAUUUUAUGAGAUUUUUAUUAAGGAUUAUUGCUCCUGUUGUGAGAUACCAAGAUAUUGCAAACCAGCAAUAAAAGCCUGUUGUUCUGGCGAACGAGUCUGGUGCCUGUGUGUCUCACCAAACAGUACAGUAACAUUACUGACACCUAGUGACCAGUGUACUGUAGACUACGACAUAGAAUUCACAGCGUCUUUGAAUGCGUCUUCUGAAUGCCCUAUAAUUUUAUUUUAGUUCAUUUAGCCAUUUUUGUGCUUGAAAAUGCUUUAUUUAGGCAAAAAAAUACAUCAAAUUUGCUUCAAAAUGCACAUUUUCUUUUGACAGAUAAUAGCAUUUAACCACUAAAGCGUAUGAUUUCUUAUUAUAUUUUUGAAAAACCGUGAUAAGAGUGAAGCUGCGAAAUUCGUGAGUGGGCAUUGGGAGUGGGUAGCCGACAGGAAGUGACAUCAGUGGUUCAGAAUUGACUUUCAGCUCGCUGUGGGCUACCGCCGCAACAGUAGCCCAUCUU